AUGGAUUUCUCGGUGAAGACCAAGAAGAUUCCUCGAAUGAAACAGGACAGGAUAGUCUUGCAUUUCGACUAUGACUGCUUCUACGCACAAGUGGUCGAGAACUCGCAGCCCGCCUUGAGAUCUCUGCCCCUGGGUAUCAAGCAGAAGAGCAUCCUGGCCACAUGCAACUACGUCGCCCGCAACCGGGGGGUUCGAAAGCUACAGGCAAUCUCAGAGGCCAAGAAGAUCUGCCCGGAUCUAGUCCUGGCGGACGGCGAGGACCUGUCUGCCUUUCGUGACGUGUCCAAAAGGCUAUACGGCCUGCUAAGAUCGUACUCGUGGAACAAGAAGGUUGAGCGUCUAGGCCUGGACGAGAUCUUUCUCGAUGUCACUGACAUCAUCGCCUACAAUGUUGGUCUCCUCAACGCUAACGCACUCUCGGAGUCCUUCUUUUGUCUUGCCCCAGAUGACCCGGAGAAGGGUUUCCCCUUCGAUGCCUCAGCCUUUGCUGGAUGCGUUGUUGAGGGAACCAGUGACAAGCAGGGCAGCUACGAGAACCCGCUGUUUGUAAGGCUUGUCCUUGCCUCCCACCUCGCAAGAUACCUUCGUCUCAAGAUUGAGGAGGAGGGUUACACUUCGGCCUGCGGCAUCUCAACCAACAAGCUCUUGAGCAAACUCGCCGGCAGCGUUCACAAGCCGAGGAACCAGACGACCCUGCUGUCAUUUGACCAAAAAGACGUUCUGGAAUUUGUGGACCCUCAUGGACUCCGUAAGGUUCCUGGGAUAGGGGGCAAGAUUACGCACGCGCUGGAGAGCUUCUUCUUGGGCAGGGAUGCAGGCACAGCGAGUUACACCGAAGGGUCCGCCGUGACCGUUGGUGAGCUCCGAGGCCACCCUGAUGUCUCUCCGCAGAUGCUGGAAAGGUUGCUCGGAAGCCGCCCAGGAUCGGAGAGGGGUAUCGGGGAAAAGGUGUGGGCACUCGUUCAUGGAAUUGACGAGACCGAGGUGAAAGCCGCGUACAAUGUGCCCACACAGAUCUCGAUCGAGGACACGUACCCUGGACUGACUGGUGGCCUGAACACGGCUGCAGAGGUCGAGCGGGAGAUGCUGAAGCUUUCUGCGUCUUUGCUACGCCGGAUGUAUGUUGAUCUCACCGAGGACGAGGAAGCAGACGAGAAAACACCUUGGUCACCGACUCGGACCCGAAGGAAAUGGCUGGCGCAUCCCAAGACGCUUCGGCUGUCCACCCGCCCCAAGACGUCACACAAUGAUGAUAAACCUUACAAUUGGGGUCGGUCGAGUCGCAGCCAGCCGCUUCCGACCUUUCUCUUUACCGGCUCAUCAGAUACUCUGGAUGACGAGGCCAUCGUUGCGAAGCUUGUCAGGGAGGCGCUUCUGCCGAUGUUCUCUGCGCUGAACCCGGCCAAAGACGGUUGGAACAUCGGCAUGAUCAACAUCUGUGUGGCGAACAUGGUUCCUACGGCCGCCGAACCAGGUGCAUCGGGGAGCGGGCGAGAUAUAUCGCAGAUGUUCCGGAGGCAGGAGGAUGUACUGCGAGACUUUAGGGAUUCGGCCAACGACAUGGGCGCAUACGACGUCGAUACGGCGGAGGGGGAGACGGGAGUUUGGCAUGAAUUGGAUGGAAAUCAGGCUUGUCCACAAUGCGGCCACUUUAUUCCUCCUUUCGCCCUGGCUGCCCACGAGCGAUAUCAUGAUCUUGGAGAUGGUUGA
Cryphonectria parasitica EP155 is the source of this 1710-nucleotide messenger RNA. RefSeq lists its product as uncharacterized. The transcript has 3 exons. Gene Ontology annotation, biological process: translesion synthesis. The record is from RefSeq and is a predicted model, not a curated record. Lineage: Eukaryota; Fungi; Ascomycota; Sordariomycetes; Diaporthales; Cryphonectriaceae. The coding region runs from base 1 to 1710 and encodes 569 amino acids. Gene Ontology annotation, molecular function: DNA-directed DNA polymerase activity; damaged DNA binding.